AUGGAAAGAUCUUUUGCUCAACAACUAUUAGAGCAAUUAUCAGAAAAUAUCAGUCAAUUUAUUUUGACCGUAUUAACAACUAAAGAAAAAAAUGAAAGUGCUCCAGUAGUUGAAGUUACAGCAAUUGCAAAUGCAGCAUCAUCACUAUCUGACGUUGCUGUGCAAUUGGCAAACGAUGAAUAUUCAAAAUUUACAAAUAUCUAUAAUGAAAUUAUUGAAACUACAUCCAGAAUGUCAAAAAUUAAAAAACAAACAUUAUAUGCUGUAACAAAUUUUGAUAAUAAUAAUAAAAAUGCAUCAUGGAAUGCUUUAAUCGAAUCAUGCAAAUGUAUUGCUACAGAAACUUAUACAAUUUUACAAGUAAUUUAUGAUGCUGAUAUCAAAAGACUAAAGCAUUUAAAUGAUUUAUCAAAGGAACAAAUGAAAACUAAUUUAAAUUCAUUCCACUUGGUCGAUAAUUCAGAGUUUAAUAAAUUUGGUGAUAUAAUUAAUGAAUCAAUAAGUAGCCUAUUAGAAUAUUCAUCAUAUGUUAAUGUUAAGGCCAAGGAAAUUAGAGAUAUUGCUCCAUUGGUUUCAGAUGAGUUAAUUCAAGAUGCUGAUAGAAUUGAGGUUGAGGGUAAUAGACUUAUCGAUAUCGUUAAUGAUAUGUUUGCUGAUAUUGACGAUCCAUCACAAAAACAAUUAUUUAUUCAACAACAAGAUUCAUUAAAUAGCUUACUUGAUAAAACCUACUCAACCAUCGAAUUAAAUUCACCAUCACUUUCACUAAAUAUAAACUAUUUAGCUCCUCUAGCCUCUUCAACUACAGGAGCAGUAGAUCAAGAUUCAACAACAGAUCCAAAUAUAAAUGAUAAUGAAACAUCAAUACUUGACGAUUUAAUUAGAGGAGUUUCAAAAUCAUCUGUUGAACUAUUAAGGGCAGUUUGUAGAGUCGAUCCAGUAGCAAAUGAAAUCAUCUCAAACUCUGUUGAAAAAAUAACAUUAAUGUUGGAUGAAAAUGUAAAUAAAUGGGCACAAGAACAAACCCAAGGUGGUUCUAAAGAUGAACGUCAAGAAGAAGCUAAACAAAUAUCAAAAAUGAUUAUGAACGAACUAGUUCCAGGACUUUUACAGAGAGCCAAAUUGGUAAUUGAAAAGCAACAAUCAAGUGACAACUUUGGAGAGAUUCAACAGGAUAUUAAUAAGGUUGUAGAGGUAUUAGACUCUAUUCACGAAAAUCUUGGUAAUCUAAGCUCAAUAGUUUCAAGUAAAGAAUCUCAAUUUUUAAAUAUAAUUAAAGCAAAAGAAGAUGGCUUGGCAGUUCUUCAAGACUCUGUACAAAAUCAUGCCGCAAUAGUAGGCACUCUUAAACAUUUAGCAAAAAAUCAAACUCAAUUAGAAUCAAUUCUUGGCGAAAAUAGCCCAGAAGAAAUUAAUGAAGCUGUUUCUAAACUUUCUGAACUUUUACCAUUACAAAUUCAAGCCGCCAAACUUUACUUAAAAGAUCCAAACAAUCCAGAAACCAAAUCACAAUUCCAAGAGAUUGGUGACCGUAUGAAAUUACCAUUAUCAAAGAUUGUAAGUCUAAUGGAACCAAAUAAAUAUAAUGACAGUGAUGAAAUUUUAGCUAAACAAGUCAAUGGUUCAGCCAUGAUUAUUGAAGCCGCUAAGCAAGGUGACGCUAAUAGAGUAGAGCAAAUUUUAAAGGAUUUGGAAAUGGCCAAUGCCACAUUAGUAUCAAUUGUUCAAGGUGAAACAAUUCUAGCCGACGACCCAUUACUUGAAAAAAUGAUAAAAACCACAAGCGAUCAAUUAUUACAACAUGUUUCUGAACGUAGAGGACUCAGUACCAAGUUAUUAAAAGAUCCACAUAAUAAAGACACUCAAAAUCAACUUAUUCAAUGUAAUCAAAAAAUUGCUAAUCUUUCAAAAUCACUCACAGAUUCAAUGAAAUCGCUUGAAGCUAUACCACUAUUAAAGAUUCAAUUAUUAGAAGCUGCUAAACAAGGAAACCCAACCAAGGCACAAUCCAUCCUCAAAGAUAUCAACAAUAGGGUCAAUGCUAUCAUUUACAAUGGUAACAACUUGAACGAUAACCUUUUGAAUAAUGAAAAUAAGGAAGAAAAGGAAUUACUCUUUAAAGAAAUUAAAGAAUUGGAAAAUUAUUUAAAUCAAUUAAAUAAAGAAGUUAACAAUGGAAUCAAAUCAAAUCAACUCCAAAAUAUUGGCAAUAAUUUAGACUACACUACAGACAAUAUAAUAAACAAAUUAAAUGAAGCUGCAUUGCUAUCAUCAAAUAAUGACGGAGUAGAUGAUGAAUUAUUUAGAAAAGAAUUUGAAAUUAUUCAAGAAAACAAAGAGAAUGAAAGAAAAUUAGAGCAACAACAAGAAGAAGAAUUUAAAAAAUUAGAAAAGCUUUCAAAUGAUCAAAAGCUAUUGUCACUAUUCAAUGACUUGAUUCAGCACAUCAAAAAAAGUGAAGCCAACAAAUCAAUGCUUACAUUAAAACAAUUAAUUUCUGAACAAGAUAAACUUAUUCAACUUGCAAAUGAACUAUCAUUAAAGAGUAAAAGCCAAUCAUUUAAGGACCAAGUCGCCAAAUCUAUCCAGCUAUUUAAAAACUCUGUUGCAUUAGCAAUUAGUUUAGCAGGUAAAGCCAAUUUACCAGAGAAUGAAAUAUCACUUAGUAAAGCUACCAAAACUGUAAAGAAAUCAAUUAUCGAAUUAACUCAUUUAUUGGUAUUAAAUCCAAAUAUUGAAUUAUUAGCAUCCUAUCAAUUAUUAAAAGAAAAAAGCAAUCAAAAUGAUUUAUUAAAUCACAUUAGAACAUACUCAAAAGAAGCAUCACUCGAAUUUAAGAAUGUCGAUGCUCCCAUCAAAGGUUUUGAAAAACAUCAAUUAAACUCAAGAUACUACAUUCAAACAGCCUAUGAAGUCGACAAGGACGAUUUAAUUUCACAAGCCAUCGAAAAUAUUGUCUAUCAACAGUCAGAACUACUCUUAAUGGCAACCGAGUAUUUAAAUAGCAUUGACUCCUCCUCAGUAGAUAACAAUGUUAGAAAACUUUUAAUCAACUCUAUCCAAACUGUUAAAAAGAGUAUAAUUGAACAAGUCGAAUCAUCUUUGGUAUUCCUUGAUACAAAAAAUAACAACAAAGAAGAGGCCAUCGAAAAACUUCUUACCGUCAUUGAUACAGUUCGUGACUCUGUUUCAACCCUUGCCAAAUCUGUAUUCACUGCAAAAUCAAAUCAACAACACUCACCCACUUUCUCAUCUGAAACCAUUAAACAAUCUAUUAACUCUGUAUUACCAUCAUUAACAUUAGCCAAAACCAAAUUAAACUCAAAUCCACAAGAUAAUCAAUAUAAAAAUGAUUACGAAAAAAUCCUUAACCAAAUUAUUGAACCAUUGGAAGAUUUAAUUUUAAAUCAAAACUUUAAUGAAAACUUUAAAUUAGAUAAACUAGAAAACAACGAUUCAUCAUCAACAUCAUCUGAUGAUCAAUAUUACAAUAAUUUUAAGAAAUUAAAGAAAUUGGUUAAUGACGAAAAUGUUGAACUUAAUAAAUUAGAAGCAAAUGCAUUAGAAUCAGACUCGAAAGGUGUUGUUGAAUCAUCAAGAGUAUUGGUUAAAUUACAUCAAGAGAUUGUUUCCUUGGCUGAUCAAUUUAUAAAUGAUGAAUCAUUACCACCAAUUGGAGGCAGUGAGGAGAUUAUCAAAGAAUGUUCAAAAGAGCUCACACUUUUAAUUCCAUUGCAGCUAACUACAAUCAAACAAAUGUUACAAUCUACAGACAUUCCAACCGAAGCUGCACUUCAAAAAAAGAUAUCACAUGUUAAUAACCAAAUAAAGAGAAAUCUAAAUCAAAUUGAAAACCAAAUUUCACCAUCAUUACCACACCUCAAAGUACCAUUCUACAGGGAUCAGUUCAAAAAGAUUACCAAAGAAAUUGACAAUAAUGGUCAAGUUCAUCAAGACGAAAAGAAAUUAAGAAACAACUUAAGAAAACUUGAACAUAUUGCAAAUCAAUCAUUAGAGGCAGGUAAUAAUGAAUUGUUAAAAGUAUUUGACAAAGAAAAACAAAGAAGAGUUAGAGAUGCAUGUGAAGAAUUGGAAAAACGUUUAAAUAAGAACCAACCAACUAACUUAACAAAUACCAUUCAACUAUACUCAUUAAAUCCAAAGAAUCCAUCUAAUAGAGCACAAUUUGAAAAAGAAUCUCACUCAUUCCAAAACGCAAUUAAUAAAUUAGCAGAUGAAACCAAUACAAACUCUUUAGAGUUAUUAUCAAACCACUUAGAUUUAAUUCAAAAGAUGGUUACAAACUCUUCAAAAUUGAAUAAUGGUGGUAAUGUAGGUAAAAUUGAUGAAAAGUCAAAAGAAAUUCUUAGCAACUAUUCAAAAUUAAAAGAACAAUUAGCAAAAGAUUUAAUACAUAUUAGCAAUCCAGAAAAGAAAGCAACCAUUAUUUCAUGUUUAAAUGAAAUUGAAACAACUACACCAGAAUUAAUUAGAGCAUCAAGAAAUAAUUGUAAUUCAGAUGAUCAAACAAAGAGAGAACAUUUAGAAACCCUUUUAAAUAAAAUCGAAACCCCAAUUUAUGAAAUUCUUUCGAUACUAGACUCAAUUGAUCCAAUCUACAACUUUGAAACUGCAGUUAAAGAACAUCAAUCAACUUUAAAUCAAUUAAACGAUGCAUUAAAAUCAAACAAUGAACCUAAAGUAAAUCAACUAUUAACCAAGUUACAAAACAUUCAAAAUAAAAUAAAACCAAUUUUAAAACAAGAUAAUAAUAAUAGCAACAAAAAGAAUAUUGACGAAAUUGAAGCACAAAUCAAAUCCAAAAUGUCAGAUGUUUCAACCAUUUCAAAAGACUAUUUAAAGAACUAUAAUAGUAUAACACCAAAUAUUAUUGCAGAACAAGAAAUGGCCUUCUCUGCUUUAAAGAAUGCUAUGAAUGCUAUCUACAGUAAUGAAAUCCCUGAACUUUUAGAAAAGAGAGAAAAAAUUAAUCAAAACUCCCAAUCAAAGUCUAAAACAUUACAGCAAUUAGUUGCCUCAAUUAAAACAAAUAACCUUUUACCAAUUGCUGCAAACCCAAAUAAAAUUGAAAGAUUUGUAUCUGUUCAAACAAACACUCAACAACCAGUACUCCAAAGAGUUACUUCAACCGCAAGUGUAAACUAUAAACCAAGAGCAAUGUCAAUUAGUCAAAAAUUAAUAAAUACAAAUAAUACUGCCAAAGCAAAUAAUACUGCAGCUAUAAAACCCAAUACUACAGUUACCACCAAUAUUCAACAAAAACCACAACAACCACAACAACCACAAGAAAUUAGAAAACCUGUUAAAUUAUCAAAUCCAAUUACCCCCACAAAAUCAAAUACUGGUAAUGGUUCAUCAAAACCAACCACCUCUGCUCCACUACCAAUUAAUAACAAUCCAAUGUCUUUAGAAGAUUCAGUUAUUAAUGCAUCAAACCAAAUUCAAAACUCCAAUAGUGGAUUGGAUAAUCAUAAAGUGACAGAUAUAGCAAAAGAGCUUGAACUCUAUGCCAAUGCAAUCAAAACCAAUCAAAAACAAUUAAUGGUUCUUUGUAGCAGAAAUAUUUCAGUUUUAUUAAAUAAGUAUUCAGAUGAAGUUUCAACAACAGCCAAAUCGAGUACAAAUAAACUUUUACAAUCCCGUAUGAGUCACAGCGUAAAUGUUCUAAAAACUCUUAGUUGUCAAUUCAAAAUUCUUACUGGUGUAAAAGCUGCUUCAUCCUCAGAACAAGAUGCUGAUGCUGAUUCUGAUUCUCAACUCACCUCUCUUGUAAAACUAUUAUCAUCAACACUUUUAGAUUUAAAUACAAGUUUAAUUACAAAUUCAAAAGUUAACAAAAAAUAAUUUUAAUAAAAAUAUAAAAUUAUAAAAUUAUAAAAAUAAAAAAAAAAAGAAAUUAUAAAAGU
Messenger RNA from Dictyostelium purpureum, 5927 nucleotides. RefSeq lists its product as uncharacterized. Lineage: Eukaryota; Evosea; Eumycetozoa; Dictyosteliales; Dictyosteliaceae. The record is from RefSeq and is a predicted model, not a curated record. The transcript is spliced from 7 exons. Bases 1 to 5865 code for a protein of 1954 amino acids. Gene Ontology annotation, molecular function: actin binding.